Messenger RNA from Fusarium odoratissimum NRRL 54006, 3128 nucleotides. RefSeq names its product cAMP-dependent protein kinase regulatory subunit. Gene Ontology annotation, biological process: regulation of protein phosphorylation. NCBI's taxonomy places the organism in Eukaryota, Fungi, Ascomycota, Sordariomycetes, Hypocreales, Nectriaceae. Gene Ontology annotation, molecular function: cAMP-dependent protein kinase regulator activity. Gene Ontology annotation, cellular component: cAMP-dependent protein kinase complex; nucleus. The coding region runs from base 1391 to 2587 and encodes 398 amino acids. The transcript has 2 exons. The record is from RefSeq and is a predicted model, not a curated record.
UCUCUCUCUGCGCUGGGAUCUAUCUGCUCUACCUUACCGGCCUAGCUACCUACCUACCUUACUUUACAUGCCCGCGCUACGACGGGAGACAAUAACUCAUCUGUUGUCUUUCCUUGUCCACCUGACUUUGUUCAUCUUUUCCUGAAUUCUCUCAUCCUGCCUCGCGUUGCCGUUCCUUUCGUAGCUCGUUUUCUCAACACCCGCAUUUGCUAAGCUCUUCAUCCUUUGUAUCUUCAACUUCCUCCAUCGCCAUCAGUCUCUUUGACGACGAGGCGGGGAUUGGAGCAACAGAACCCCACUCACCUUGCUCGUCACCUCUUCCCGACCCCUUCAUCAUCCCUCUCAACAUUACGACAUCGUGAAUCUCCAAAGCUGCUCGACAUCCACCUUGAUUCGCGAGAUUCCUGUCGCCUUUUGAUUUUCUCUGGUCUCUUAUUAUAUCAAGAAUUGGGCCCUUGUACCGCGCCUGGUCCCCUGAUCUAUAGAGCCCUACAGGAUAUCGUCAUCCUGCUUGAUCAUAUCUUCUCAGGUCGAAGGGUCUAGUUACCAGGAUUCAACGUGAGUGAUAAGCCUGUUUCUUCCUGUCCCACCCUUUCCCACCUGCAAUGGAAAUUUGGUCACAAGAGCUGUGCGCUUAGAGCUGUCUGGGCACUCCAUUCAACGAGAAAUCGUUGAGGAUGGCCGGCUCUGCACGUAUUAAUUGAUACCCAAGCUCUGCCGUUGCACCCAUCCCCCCAAUUCGAGUUCCUUUCAACGUUUCACCAUCCCCUUCAUCUUGUCCUCCGUAGCUUCAUUUCUUUGAUCUGUGCAUGGGCUCUGCACCAGGGUCUUGAUCUUAGGCCCCGCCACAACACGUCACUUUACAAGCGUGGAUUGCAGCCCACGUCCAGCUUCACCUCUAGCGCAUGCCCCCCGGGACUUUUCCUGUACGCAACAUCCCUUGUCGUCCAGAUGCCAUUGAUGUUUGUUCCUAGCUUCAGCUGCAGCUCUCUCUGACACUCCUACAAGCUUGUCUAUCUGUUGAUUUAGCCAUAAGAGCGCCUCAGUAGCUGUAAGUCAAGACAUCAUUCCUGUGAAGCACCACGUUGCCACUUACUAUUAUCUCUUCAUUUCCUACGCACAUCCCUUGUUCGCUUUUGGUUCCAAUCAUUGACCUUUGAUGACCCUCGCCCAUUACUCGAUGUAUUUUCUAUAGUAAACAUUUUCAAAACUGGGAAGCUAACGAAACCCGAAAAUAGACAAUUGACGACGAGUAAGCUCUCCUCAUUCGCCCCGCGAUACCCCUCACCUGCGUCGACCUUCGAUACUCGGCAGGGAUCGAUUCUCUGGCUAUUUGUCGAUAGCUUCAGAACACAUCUGAAGAAAACAAACUUUGUUUCAACUCUAAAUCAUGUCUGGGCCCUUUUCCAGCCCCUUUGGGGAGAACAGCAACCCUUUUGGAACGGACAGGGGAAAGAGGACGAACACUGCAAUCCAUGCUGUUGCCGAAGAAGAUGAGAACGAUACCAUCACAUCUCCUACAAACCCUCGAUUUGGGUCUUCGCCAAACUCCGCCUCCAUGUUCUCUGGCCCUUUCGGUGGUGGUUUUGGAGGAGACUCUUCAGCUGAGGCACCUCCUCCAUCGCGUAACCUCCCAAACCCCGAUAGCUACCCUGCUCAGUACAAUUUUGGUCGCCGAACAUCAGUUUCUGCCGAAUCUCUGAAGCCAAGUGCUGAUUCAUAUGACAAUUGGUCACCACCUUAUCACGAGAAGUCUGCGGACCAGCUUGAACGUCUUAAACGUGCUAUUGAAGGAAACUUCCUUUUCAGCCACCUCGAGGAUGAACAGAGCGCUCAGAUUCUGGGUGCUCUUGUUGAAAAGCCGAUACCAGCUAAAGGUAUCAAGGUUAUUAGCCAGGGCGAUGCGGGGGAUUAUUUUUAUGUCGUCGAGAAGGGAUCUUUCGACGUAUAUGUCAAUCCUACUGGCUCGCUUCAACCCGGUCCGGAUGGCAUGGGUAACCAAGUCGGCAACAUUCAGGCUGGUGGUUCGUUCGGAGAACUGGCACUGAUGUACAAUGCACCUCGAGCUGCGACUGUUGUCUCAGCUGAGUCCGGUUGCACUGUAUGGGCACUCGAUCGUGUUACCUUCCGCCGUAUUCUUAUGGAGUCGACCUUCGCUCGGAGACGCAUGUAUGAGAGCUUCCUUGAGGAAGUUCCACUUCUUGCAAGUUUGAACCCAUACGAGCGCUCCAAAAUUGCCGAUGCCCUUGAAACAAAGAAAUUUGCAGCAGGCGAGGUCAUCAUCAACGAAGGAGACCCCGGCCAUGCAUUCUACCUUCUGGAGAGUGGUGAAGCAGAUGCCUACAUUGGACAGCCUGACAACAAGGUUCGCCAUUACAAGAAGGGUGAUUACUUCGGCGAGCUUGCCCUGCUUAAUGACGCCCCGCGAGCAGCUAGUAUCGUUGCCACGUCUCCAGUCAAGGUUGGUAGCCUGGGUAAGAACGCUUUCCAGCGACUUCUGGGCCCUGUAGAGGGCAUCUUACGAAGGACCAAGUAUCAGGGCGUUGCAACCGGUGUCGAAGAGAUGGAUCCUCUCCACACCGGCUAAGUCAAUAGGGAGGAUAUAUGAAAGCAUGAAACUGAGGUUUGUUGGACACGCCGGGAAUCCCCAUCAUUGGCCUUAGUAGUGCUGUUGGGUUUGCCUCGUGCUGGUUGGGUGUAAAUGUUGAUGGCGAUGCGCCUAGGGUUGGGUUGAGAAAUGAACGACGGAGGAAUUAACUUUGACAUGGCGUUUUGUGAGGUUUUCUACCACCUUCGCUUCCCUGAGACAAGUAUUGCUAGUGAUCAGAGACCUUGGUUGACAUCAAUAUCAUUAUGCUAUAUCUCUCCACACCAUGAGCAGUAAAAGGCAACGAGAUUGAGAUUAGAAAGUAACCAUUGACGACCAAUCUAUUAAAUUAGAGGAAAUCCGUUAGACUUUAGUCUGUGUGGCUUCCUUGAAAGAUUCUAAACCGAAGCUUGAAAAGACAAUUUUGGUAUCAAAACGCCUGAGUUAAUGAGGAAAAUCCUACAAACCGAUCGGACUGCCUCUACAUGUUCCAUGUUAAGCGUACUAGUUACUGCCCCUGAUCGUCUGUGGCCCUCCGCGU